AUGUAUGGCACUUCCCACACCGUUUCCGCCUCGAUGAAUGGCAUGGGAGGAGAGCUGGUAGAUGGUUCCGGUACCAUCAAUCCGGCUGCAUUGAACAACACUGCAGCAGCUUCCUUGCCAACUCCUCCCAUCGCUGCGCCGAGCACCAGUCCGCGAGGCAUCAAGCGUAGUCGUUCCCCGGAGCGGUACGAAGAUGUGACUUUGGAGGCAGAGCAUGACGAUGAUGAUCACACUCGCCGUAAACGGGGGCGCCCUCCAAAGACGCCACGAACUUCCAGCGGUACCAUUACGAGUCCUGUAGCCUUGUCUCAACAACCGCCAUCUGUCCCAGCGCAAGCGCAAACACCUCAGAUGCAGUCGCAAUCACUGCCCCGGCAGACUCCUCCGUCGCAAACGUCUCCUGUCCCCAAGACUACUCCCACAAAACCUCUUGUGAAGGCUCUACCCACAGUGAGGGAUCAUACUACUGAUCAGCUCGGUCCAGAGGGCGAUGAAUACAUUCCAAAGGAAUUUGACGAAGCAGGAGAGCAAAAGGUCGAUGCCUUGGGUUAUCCUCAGGAUUCGCGGCAGUACAAGUGCAGGACUUUCCGUGUUCCCAACCGCGGAGACAAGCUCUUCAUGCUGGCGACGGAGUGCGCGCGCGUUCUGGGAUACCGUGACUCGUAUCUUCUCUUCAACAAAAACCGAUCCCUUUACAAGAUCAUUGCGACGCAGGCAGAAAAAGAUGAUCUCAUCCAGCAAGACAUCCUUCCGUACUCCUAUCGGUCGCGACAGAUCGCCAUCGUCACCGCCAAGUCCAUGUUCCGUCAAUUUGGGAGUCGCGUUAUUGUCGAUGGGCGACGCGUUCGGGAUGACUACUGGGAGAGUAAGGCGAGAAAGCAAGGAUUUACUGAGGAAGAUCUGGCUGGCGAGAAGAGACCAGGUGCGGCAAAAGCCAGAGACGCAGCAGCCGCUGAAGCAGCCAGUGCUGGCAUGCUACCCAACCUUGGUCACGGCGAUGUGAUUUACAGUAACGCGAUCGAGAGUAUGCCACCGACUCAUGGGCUGCCGCCUGGUUUGGGGCUUCCAGCCUCGUCGCUUGCACCGCUGCCGAUGAUCCACCUCACGCCGACCACGACAGAUGACCCUCGACUGCGAGAGUACAGCAACAUCCCCCGUCCACGACAGGAGAUGACGGGGCAACCGUAUCAAGACCGCACACAACCGAGCACUGCUGCAGAGAUCCUCAACCAAGCUGGGCACACCGCAGAUUUCAACAAGAUCCUAAAUUCUCAGCGCGCUUUCCGUCACAAGGGCCUGGACGAAUUCUACGCCAAACAGCGGGAUAUCCCGGUGUCUGCAUCCCAGUCACAGUCGGUGCCGGUGGAGGCCAAUGUUGCAGUAUCACAGGCGCUGCAGUCGCCCCGGCUGUCCUCGGGCAUGAUGAACGCUGGUCAGCAGCAAACAGUGAUGCCUCACCAGACGCCGAUGAUGACGCCUCAGGUUUCCUAUCCCCAACAGCAGACUCAUCAGACGCCUAUUGCCCAAUCCCCUAUCCGUGGAAUGCCUCAGGGGAUCCGACCGGAUCUGCUACAUCAGAGAUCCAACCCUUCUCUAUCCUCGGCCGGAUCGGGACAGAGCACUCCCUAUGGAUAUGCUUCACAACCGCAGCAGAUGUGGGGUCAGCCGCCACCUCAGCCGCAGCCGUCACCGAUGUCUGCCUCUCCGCAUCACAACAUGGGGAUGCCCCAGUAUGCCGCGCAGAUGCAUCCGCAACAGCAGACGCCGUCGCCUCUUCCUCAGAACGCCCAGCAGCAUCAUCCCUCUCAAUCGCCGCGGAACCAGCCCCGCCCGCCACAGCAGAUGCCCCAAUCGAUGCAGAUGCACCCUCAAGCAACGGCACAGCAGACGAUGGCAUCUCUUGGCUACCCAGGCGUCACUGCGGCUGGAUACCCUGCUCUAUCCGCUGCGCGAGCAAUGUAUCCUUCGACACAGGGUCCCGGUCAGCAGUUCCUAGCUCACCAGCAACCGGGAGUCGCUAUGGGGAUGGGUGCAGGACCUGGCAUGCCCAGUUGGCCGUCGGCAGUAGGCGGGCCUAUGCAGCCUGGACAGCCUCAACCAGGUCAAUCUGGAAGUCCAUUGGGAGGAUGGACAGGUUACUAG
Paecilomyces variotii is the source of this 2142-nucleotide messenger RNA. RefSeq names its product putative nuclear localization protein. The record is from RefSeq and is a predicted model, not a curated record. Bases 1 to 2142 code for a protein of 713 amino acids. Gene Ontology annotation, cellular component: nucleus. Gene Ontology annotation, molecular function: chromatin DNA binding. Lineage: Eukaryota; Fungi; Ascomycota; Eurotiomycetes; Eurotiales; Thermoascaceae. The transcript has 3 exons.